Messenger RNA from Eremothecium sinecaudum, 981 nucleotides. RefSeq names its product PPIL4 family peptidylprolyl isomerase. The record is from RefSeq and is a predicted model, not a curated record. Gene Ontology annotation, molecular function: peptidyl-prolyl cis-trans isomerase activity; RNA binding. NCBI's taxonomy places the organism in Eukaryota, Fungi, Ascomycota, Saccharomycetes, Saccharomycetales, Saccharomycetaceae. Bases 1 to 981 code for a protein of 326 amino acids. The transcript has a single exon. Gene Ontology annotation, biological process: protein peptidyl-prolyl isomerization. Gene Ontology annotation, cellular component: nucleus.
AUGAGCGUCUUGCUAGAAACAACCGUCGGGGAUCUAGUGGUUGAUCUAGACUACCGAGACUAUAGCGUUGAAUGCUACAAUUUCAUUAAACUCUGUAAAUGCGGUUUCUACAACUACCAGUGCUUCCAUAAUGUCAUAAAGCACUACUCAGCCGAGUUAGGCGACCCACAGGUCGGAUUCGGUGAACGUGAGGAUAUAAAAGUUCAUAAUACAUCAAUUGAAGGAAUUGAAAAGGAUGGUACUGUUUCUGCCAAGCUGGUUAAGAGCUCAUCAACUAAGAACGAUGAUAUUGGAACAAAAGGCAAAAUAGGGUUUAUUUAUUCUGGCCCUACUAACUAUCUGAUAGGUUCUAAAAUGAUAGUUGCACUCAGCGAACUCCCCAAAUCUUACAAACAUACAGUUUUUUUUGGAGAGGUCAUCUCCUCGUCCCAUUCUUCUCUAGAUGCAAUUGGUAACAGCCUACUUGACGACCAAUUCAGACCUAAAAUUGACGUAAGAGUGAGGAAAGUACAUAUUAUCCACGACCCAUUCCCUGACACCGAAAAUAUCCCUGUCUUAACACCCCCACUUCCCCUUCGGGAUGUCCGUCUUCCCCCAUCGGCAAUCAACAUCGCAUCAACGGCAACUACAGAAGAGGACAUCAGGCGCAAGGAAGUCGCUCUAGAAGUAUUUGGCGAUAUUAAACACCGUGGAAUUAAACCUGCUGACAAUGUGCUAUUCAUCUGCAAACUUAAUCCACUUACUAAGGCUAAGGAUAUCGCCCAAAUAUUUUCAAGAUUUGGUAGCGUGGUCUCCGUUGAGAUAAUCAAGGACAAGGAGCAAGACCACUCCUUGGGAUACGGCUUUAUUCAGUUUGAAUCUAAACAGUCGUGCGAACUUGCCUACUCCAAGAUGGAAGGCGUGCUAAUAGAUGAUAGAAGGAUCCACGUAGACUUCAGCCAAAGUACAAGGCGGGGGGGUAGAAGGCAAACAAGUAAGUGA